AUGUCGGAAGAUUGUAAAUCUGAUUCUUCGACUUCAGAGUCAGAAGUUAGUGCCUGUAGUUCCAGUUAUAAUCCAUUGAAGGCUCUUUACUCGGACAAAGUAAAGAUACCGGUUGAAUCGGCGCCGUUGUAUGAAAACAUCGCUCAAUUUGAAGCCGCACAGAGCAAAUCAAAUGAAAUAAUUCCACUUGGACAUGCCAAAUUGGUACAGAAAAGAGAAGAAGAGAAGGAAAAGAAAAGAAUAGAGGAGGAGAGAUUGUUAGAAGAAAAGAAUAAACGCCGGUUCGCUCAGUAUCAAACAGUCAUGGUGCCACCAAAAGAGUAUAGAGCGAAGAACCUCCUCACUCGCAUAGAGGUUAUGGAAGGACCCCUUGGGGUUUUAAAGGAAUGCGUCGACAAGAGGCUUAGAGUUAAGAUAAUAACACGUAGCCACUCAGGAGUGAGAGGUGUAUUACAUGCGACCCUGGUGGCUUUUGAUAAACAUUGGAACAUGGCGCUCAGUGAUGUCCUAGAAGUUUGGCAGAAAAAGAGGGUGAAACAAAGGAAGAUUCCUCCUGUAAUGGGUAAACCAGUACCGAAAGGCACGGCGGCAACAAUCUCUACAAUCCCGACUGUGACAGAAACUCCUCUGGGGAAGGGAAUAUUCGAAUGCCAGAGACACGUGCCACAGAUGAUGAUGCGCGGUGAACACAUAGUACUAAUCAACGUGGUCGAGCGGUGA
Spodoptera littoralis (African cotton leafworm) is the source of this 720-nucleotide messenger RNA. NCBI's taxonomy places the organism in Eukaryota, Metazoa, Arthropoda, Insecta, Lepidoptera, Noctuidae. The record is from the annotation of a GenBank genome assembly.